AUGACAUUGAUUGAAAACGGUUCACAAAAUACAUUUAACAAUCUUAAUGGAUGGAAUGUAGUUAUUUCCUGGAGAGGCGAAAAUUUUGAAUUAAAUCAUGACCAAAUUGGUUACUUAACAAAUAUGUAUGCUUCGGAAAUCUUUCCGAGGUUAUAUAUGGGCAGCGAACUGGCAGCAACUGAUAGAGCAUGGUUAAUGGAUCAUAAAAUUACUCAUAUUCUCUCAGUCACAGAUCACGCUCCUUUACAGUUUCCAGAGUCUUAUAAGUAUAAAACAAUUCCAAUACGAGACUAUGAGAAUACAAAUAUAAUGGAAUAUUUUGAUGCUUCUUAUCAUUUUAUUAAUCAAGCGUUACAGGAGAAUGGGAAUGUCCUUGUUCAUUGCCAACGUGGAAUAUCACGAUGCGCCACAAUCGUCAUUGCGUAUAUAAUGAGAAACAGUCAAAUGGCUUCCACUGCUGCUUAUGACUUUGUAAAGUCAAAACGUCCUAUUAUUUGCCCAAACCAAGGUUUUCUUCAUCAACUAAAAUUAUAUGAAUCAAUGGGUUGUCAAGUUGCCAAAACAAAUCCAAAAUAUUGGAGUUAUUUGAUGUCGGUGUUACAUUCACAAAUUAAUAUAAAUGAUUGGAUAAUUAGUGAUAUGGGCCGAUGGAAAAAUCUCGGCCCG
Messenger RNA from Scutellospora calospora, 666 nucleotides. Lineage: Eukaryota; Fungi; Glomeromycota; Glomeromycetes; Diversisporales; Gigasporaceae. The record is from the annotation of a GenBank genome assembly.